Molecule: messenger RNA, 1929 nt
Organism: Pistacia vera
Lineage: Eukaryota; Viridiplantae; Streptophyta; Magnoliopsida; Sapindales; Anacardiaceae
Product: transcription termination factor MTERF5, chloroplastic-like
Exons: 5
Coding region: 84-1691 (535 amino acids)
Biological process (GO): regulation of DNA-templated transcription
Molecular function (GO): double-stranded DNA binding
Source: RefSeq, a predicted model, not a curated record
UCUCAAUCUUCACAAAGUGAGAGGAACUGAGAAAGAGUGAAGUGAAGGGCUUCGCAGCUGAAGAUUAGACUCCAUGUUGCUCCAUGCUGAUGGAAAUGAAAGCCCUUUGUGCAAGCCGCUUGUCCCUUUUUUCAUCUCUCUUUAGAGGAACUCUUUGCGUCACGAGGACUCGACUUACUUUUCCUGAGAAACUCUUCUUUUGCCAAGCAAAACAUGCAGCUUUUUCUUCUGGAAAUGAAUCAUUCAACACCAUAGUAGUGCCUCCAACCCUGUUAGCUGCUGAAAAAGAAGAAGCCAAAUCUGUGUUAUCCUUGUUCUUGAAGAAACAAGGUCUAAGCAAGGUAGCUGCUGCAAAAACCAUCACUAAAUCAGAUCUUUUCAUCGACCACCUUGUCUCAAGGCUUCAUUCUGUUCAUAAAUCUCGGUAUCUUGUAGGAAGAGAGCUCACAACUCUUGAGAUCAGGGACACCCUUAUUCCUUAUAUUGAAUCCCUUCUUGUAGAGAAUGGAAACAGUGUCGUAAAUUUAGUGGAGGAUUUUCCUAAUACACCUGUCAAAUACAAGCCAGCUGCGUCAGUCUCUCAACACCAUUCCAACUCUGACUCCAAGAAGCCAAAAGGGGUCUCUAAUGCACCUGUUAAAGAAAAGGCAGCUGCUUCAGUUUCUCAAUCCUUUUCUGCUUCCCUUGACUCCACGAAGCCAAAGGUGGUCUCUAAUGAACCUAGUGAAGAAAAGCUAGCCACGUCAGUUUCUCAAUCUGGUUCCGCUCUGGACUCUAAGGAACCAAAAGCUGUCUCUCGAAUGAUUGAGGUUGGCGCAGUUGGAGAUUUACACCCUCAAUUCCUCUACCUCUUAGAGCUUGGCAUGGAUCUCGAGCAGAUCAAGUUAGCUACACGAAGAUAUCCUGGUUUUGCCAACUACAGCUUGGAGAGUAAAAUCAAACCUAUGGUAGAAUUUCUUCUAGAUCUUGGGGUACUUAAAUCAGACAUUCCUAAAAUUCUUGUCCAAACGCCUCAUUUAUGCAGACGUAGUAUAUCUGGUAAAAUAAUACCCCUCAUGUCAUACUUAGAAGAUAUGGGUGUGGACAAGAACCAGUGGGCGAAAGUUAUAUACAGCUCCUCAGGACUCCUCACUCAUAGCAGGCAGAAGGUUCAGGAAAUCGUUGAUUUCCUCCACAAGUUAGGCCUAUCAUCCAUGAGUAUAGUUAAAAUCUUGAUUCAAUGGCCAAGGAUCGUUGGUUACAAUGUGGAGGAGAAUCUACGACCAACAGUUGAGUACUUCCGUUCAUUAGGGGUUGACGUCCCCAUGCUUCUUCGAAAAUCACCACGGACUCUCGGUCGUAGUAUCGAAGGCAAUCUGAAGCCUGUGACUGAAUUCUUCUUGGCAAAGGGGUAUCGCGUGGAAGAUGUUCGGACCAUGAUUUCGAGAUAUCCAGCUUUAUAUACUGUUAGCUUUACAGAGAACUUGAUACCAAAAUGGGAGUUCUUUUUGACCAUGCGUUAUGAAAGAUAUGAGCUGGUUAAGUUCCCUACAUAUUUUGGUUACAGUUUGGAGCAGAGAAUAAGGCCAAGAUAUGUGCUUGUAAAGGAGUCAGGAGUCAAAAUGGUGCUCCCCAAGAUGCUAUCUCUGUCAGGCUGUGACUUUGAGAAAGUUUUGAAGAUUAAAAUACUGAAAAUGGUUAUCACCACAUGACUCCUCGGCAUGAGAAAAACUUACAUAAGACAAUCUUACCAUAUCAUCUCUUAAAUUCGGUGGUCUCACCACAUUACUAAACCGACGUAGGAGAAACUAUCAAGUUGGGAUAUUUGAUGUGGAACAUUCUAGUGAUACAACUGUAAAUGGACAGUCGAUCUAAUGUCAAAAGACUCUUAGAAUGUAUGAAAUUACAAAGGUUUGCGAAAGAACCUUGUUUCCUUCUUUCUUUCAAAUG